AUUGAUUUGUUUUUAAUGUACGAUGAAGAGGAAGAAUGGCUUUUAACUGAUAAAAGUAAAGGAGAAUUGAAAAAGGAAGACUUGAAAAAAAGUUUUCUAGCCUGGUACAAUACAUCAAAUGAAAGACGUGAGACACGUUCUUUAGAUACAAAAAAAGGGUUUCUAGCUUGGUAUAAUACAUCAAAUGAAAGACGUGAGGCACAUUCUUUAGACUCAAAAAAGAAAGAUACAACAAUA
Messenger RNA from Scutellospora calospora, 237 nucleotides. The record is from the annotation of a GenBank genome assembly. NCBI's taxonomy places the organism in Eukaryota, Fungi, Glomeromycota, Glomeromycetes, Diversisporales, Gigasporaceae.